Molecule: messenger RNA, 643 nt
Organism: Moneuplotes crassus
Lineage: Eukaryota; Ciliophora; Spirotrichea; Euplotida; Euplotidae
Source: the annotation of a GenBank genome assembly
UAUUUGUCUAGUUAAACAUUUUAGGCUUCUCCUUUCAACAUUGGUAUCAUAGAUGUCUUAAAAUCUGGUCUUAAUGAUGUCUUGAGGCAAUUGAGAUUCUUCAAUCUCUUCAUAUUCUUCCUUAUUCUCUUCAUCAUUAGAUCCAAGGUUAUUUAGGGUUUUGAAUGUAACUUCAUCGAUUGAAGCGUUGAAGCAUGUGUUAGGGUAUAUAUUUAUGUAAUACUUACUGCUCCAAUGAAUUCUAAUGACACAUGUCCAUAAUUUUCUUGCUCUUCAUUAUAAGGGCCAUCAUUAUUUACGAGGAAUGUACCAUUCGAAUUUAUCUUCCUCAAUAAGGCUUUCUUUAAGCUGAUUUUGUUCCUCAGUCCACUGUUCACGGAUGCUUUCAUCAACUUGCUCUUGAAGCUUAUUAAAUUUACUUUGCUUAUUCUAUUUCUUCUCUUCUCCAGGAUGAUUUUCUGGAUCUAUUUCUAGAUAAAGCUUGUUGAUAAUCCUAUUAAAAAUCUGGCUGGUGAAAUAUGAAAUCUGAAAGGACCUGAAUGCCUUGAAAGUCUCGAGAAAGGAUGCUCAGGCUUCACAAGAAAGUUAAAAACUCUUCUUGAUCUACAAAGACUUUAUCUAUUUAGUUUUUAAAUAGCCACUA